AUGGAACCAAAAGCAAUAUAUAAAUUUUGUAAAACACUCGGUUGUUGUGAUAUAUGUUGUGUCAGAUAUAUGGGUGUUAAACAUCCUAGUGCAUAUGAGAAUUACAAAGUUUAUGUUACUAAAUAUCAAGAGCAAACAAAAUCUGAAUCAACACCUGAAGACGCGACAGAGUCAUCUACAGAUGUUGCUAAAGAAGAUUUAGAAACAAGUAGCAUUAAAAGUGAAAAAGAUAAUCAAACAUUGAAUGGUUAUAUCCAUGAUAAUAAUGUUGACAUAAAUGGUAUUUCAAAUAAUGAUUUAUCCCCACCACUUAAAAAACGUAAAGUCAAUAUAUGCUCGAGUUGUAUAGGUGUGCUGGAAGAAGAAAGGUGGCAGGAAAGUUAUGAUAUGGUGAAGGAAGUAUUGGAUAAAAAAGGCUAUGAAAGCUCAACAUUUGCAUGUGCUUUGUCAGCUCCAAUAGCGACAUUACUACGAGAGAGAGCCAUCACAUUAAGACUUGUUGAUAAAUUCCCUGGAUAUGACCCUAAAACUAUAACAGCUUUGAAGGAAGCAUGGAAAUGGUCUUUUGGGAACAAACUCAGUACGCACAUAAACAGAACGUUGGACUCUGGGGCGAUAUCACCAUUACUUAUAACUGUUAAUAUGGAUUACCAAGAUGAUUUACAAGAACUGGAGAUUUUAAAAAAUGUGUCACCCCAGUUAUUUGAAGAGAGAAGUAAACAAAAACGACGUUUCGUCACAGAAUUCACGCGGAGAUCAGUUGAACAGGCACUAGAGAGGGCCACCCUCCCCGCGCUGCUGGCGGCGGGCGGCGGGCUGGCGGCGGCGGCGGCGCGCGCGCGCCCCGCGGGCGUGGCCUGCGCGCACGCGCCCGUGUACGUGGCGGGCAGAUACAUAAAACUAAGUCGCAAUCUCCCACAGUCCCCGUGGAUCUUAGAUGGGAAGAGAGUUCUACCAUCUUCCGUGCAAGAAAUAAUCUACAAACCUCUGGCAGAUUUGUUCAAACUCAACGAAGAAGAAGCGGACCGUAAAUUAAAAAUAAUAGCCGCCGGUCGAGAAGAUGUCGACGUUCGAUGCUUGGGGGAGGGCAGGCCGUUUGCUAUUGAGAUAACAGAUCCAAUACGACAGUUAACAGAGGCGGACCUGUCGCGCGUGUGUGAGGAGAUCAAUAAGAGCGGUGACGUCAUCGUCAAACGUUUGAUCAACAUUAAACGAGAAGAUUUGGUACAAUUGAAGAAGGGUGAAGAAACAAAAAGCAAAACGUACGACGCGAUAUGUAUUAAAUUAUCGCAUUCUAAACAUGACGAUGUAUCCCCAAACUCGCCAAUUCGAGUUACUGAAAAAGACAUAGAAGCGAUAAAUACAUACACACAAAAGUAUGCCGUCAUUCAACAACGCACACCCAUCCGAGUGUUGCACCGGCGACCGUUGCUUACCCGCACUCGGGAGAUAUUGGAACUUACCGGUGAAAUGAUACCAGAGUAUCCCCAACUGUUCAAGAUCCGUGUGACAACAACAGCGGGCACGUACGUGAAGGAGUGGGCGCACGGCGAGUGCGGGCGCAGCGCGCCGGCGCUGGCGGCCGGCCUCGGCGCCAGGGUCGACCUGCUGGCGCUGGACGUGGCCGCCGUGCACCUGGACUGGCCUCCGAGCACCCCCCAGGCC
Brenthis ino (lesser marbled fritillary) is the source of this 1665-nucleotide messenger RNA. NCBI's taxonomy places the organism in Eukaryota, Metazoa, Arthropoda, Insecta, Lepidoptera, Nymphalidae. The record is from the annotation of a GenBank genome assembly.